Aspergillus nomiae NRRL 13137 is the source of this 1524-nucleotide messenger RNA. RefSeq names its product Zn(II)2Cys6 transcription factor. Lineage: Eukaryota; Fungi; Ascomycota; Eurotiomycetes; Eurotiales; Aspergillaceae. Gene Ontology annotation, biological process: regulation of DNA-templated transcription. Bases 1 to 1524 code for a protein of 507 amino acids. Gene Ontology annotation, molecular function: zinc ion binding; DNA-binding transcription factor activity, RNA polymerase II-specific. The record is from RefSeq and is a predicted model, not a curated record. The transcript has 2 exons.
AUGCAAAGUUUCCGAGCCAGCCAAUUCGAACUCCGCCCUUGUGAUGGCCUGAGGUCUUCUUUCUACGUAAAUCAACUCUGGCCAACUGGCGCUUACUCUCGUGGCGACUUAGCCCGCCGUGUAAAAUGUGACGAAGGUCGCCCAGCCUGUCGCCGCUGCAUUUCUACGGGUCGCACUUGUGAUGGCUACGGCAUCUGGGGUGGCGGGGGGAGCCCAUAUGGCCCACCACAGGUCAACAAGGAACUAUCCAUCUACUGCACGCCGGUACCAGCUGGCUGUCUAACGCGGGAAGAGCAGACUUGCUUCGACUGGUUCAUGAGUAGAACAACAACAAAAUUUGCAGGCGUAUUUGCCUCACUGUUCUGGGAGACUCUUGUCUUCCAAGCCAGCGCACAGGAACCCGCCGUUCGACACGCCGUGGUCGCCUUAUCAGCAGCUCAUCGCUCUAAUGUCAGCAGCGAGUCUAUGCCGGCGAUGUACGGCAUGGAUGCGGAGCGAUUCAUAUUGCUACAGUAUAAUAAGGCAAUUCAUCAUUUACGCGCUGUAAUGACGGGUGGAUCAUCCAAAAAUGGCCUCCGCGUCACCCUUAUUACUUGUAUGCUUUUUGUCACACUAGAGUACCUGCAUGGUCAACAUAAAAUGGGCAGUGCGCAUCUAAGGUACGGCAUCCAGCUUCUGGCCAAUAUUCCUGCGCCUGCACCGCGUACUUCUAUGGCGCCAAGUAUACUUAGCCCGGCGGAGGACUUUGUGCAAGAUGCCUUGGCUGAGUCGUACGCUCGUUUGAUGAUUCAAUCGGCGAUGUUCGGUCACGUCCCGUCACAUCUUUGCGUGAUUGUGCGAGAUCCGCAGCUUUACGCCCUUCCUUAUAGAUUUUCCUCUCUUGUCGAAGCAAGACAGGCCCUCGAUGAUUUACUUACUCGAAUCUACUGUCUGGAACGACAUAUCUAUUCAGUCCCUGCAGAUGAUGGUCCGGGAACGGACCCGGAAGCCUUCGAGACGCAGUGCAGAAUUAUGGCAGAUUUGUUGCUCUGGGGAAAAGCAUAUAAUGCUUCUUUAUCUCUCAAGACUGACGCCUGUAAGGAGAAGAUUGGUUUCCUUCUUCUCCGGGUAUACUAUGAAAUGGCUAUGAUCAUGGCUUCCGUUUGUCUUUCAAGGGAGGGGGAGAUGGUAUUUGAUGCCUACAUGAAUGACUUUGUCGGUAUCAUGACCGCUUUCUUUGAUAUGCGGCGUUUCUGGUCGACAACUAGUCUCCCCAUUAAGGAGCAGCACAUGGCAUUCCAAAAUGGCCAGUCGGAGGGCAACGGCUAUUCGUUCACGAUUGAGUCAGGCUUCAUCCCGCCAAUUUAUUAUACCGGACUGAAAUGUCGGGUUUUGAAGAUUCGUCGGUUGGCAAUCAGGUUGUUGAGGGCGGCACCACAUCGAGAGGGCUUGUGGAAUGGCCACUGGUGGCGGACGUUCUGGAAGAGGUUGUUCGGGUGGAACAUGGCAGCUUCCAUGCUGAUGAUGAUCCGAAUCAGGAUUUAG